Molecule: messenger RNA, 939 nt
Organism: Melampsora larici-populina 98AG31
Lineage: Eukaryota; Fungi; Basidiomycota; Pucciniomycetes; Pucciniales; Melampsoraceae
Exons: 2
Coding region: 1-939 (312 amino acids)
Source: RefSeq, a predicted model, not a curated record
AUGGGCCGAUACCAGCUUUCUUCAUUCUUUGUCCUAGGCCUGAUAGUUGCCCAGGCUGGGAUUUCAAUGGGCUUCAUCAUCACGAUUGCCAACACCUUGGCAGACAACUCGGAGAUCUCCAAAAAUUCUCAGACUGUCGAUCCCACUCAGACUCCCGAAUUUUCUCAUCUUGACGAACCCAAUCAAAUCACCACUCCCAAGAGACUUGCGCGACGUAGUACGAGCUCAAGUACCCAUCCCCUUGGACAUACAACUGGUUACACUAGCAAAAAUUCUGAUGGACAGACAGCCGAAAGAAUAAUCAUUCCACGCUCUUUAUCUCAUACACUAGAUAAACGUCGAAGAGGCUUUUUAAAACAAGAAGAAGCCGUGGGAUUCACUACCCACUUUCAAAAAACCAAAACCAUCUCAGCUCCUAAAUCUGUUGAAGUUACAACUCCAUCCCCAGAACAUCACAAUGUGGAUCUCGUCGAUUGUAACAAAAAAAGUCAUAAGAUACAACCAUAUACCACAAAUAUCAUGACCAGUCAUCCCAAGAUUCAAAAACUUGAUUCAGAUAACCCCACUUUACUAAGUCGAGUUUUGGCAAACCAAUUGAUCCAUUUCUCUACGCGAAAAUCAAGCAACAUUCAAGUUCAAGAUCGAAAGCCUAAUCUUCAAGUCCAAAAAAGUUUUGUACGUCAGGCCAGACCAAGAUCUUAUCCAGAUGCUGUUAUCAGUGGCAGCAAAGAGAGACCUUGGACGGAGUCCCCAAAGAGAUGGGAACCGAAGGGAUCCAUUCCAGGAAAUCCCGACCUUGUUAAUGCUUGGAGUGAACCCAGUUGCGCCGUUCUUUGGGGCCAGCCUUCAAAGGUUCCAUGUAUCCUGGCUUACAAGCGAAAUAUGCCUGUAGUGAAAAUUCAAAUUAGAGUCAUCUUCUGUGAAUCGAUGGAGAGAUAG